AUGUAUUUCAACAAUGGAGGAAACAGCAGCUCGGGAUGCAGUGAUUACAGACCUCCUCAAGUUACUGUAGCGCAGACUUAUCCUCCAAGCUCGAAUUCGAAUUCUAAUUCUAAUUCUAAUUAUUCCCAGCAACAAUCACAACAACAACAACAACAAUCUCAGUUUCAGAACAGUCAACAAUCGCAAUGGCCUUCUUCACAGCAGCAGCAGCAAGGUCAGAUUCAGAUUCAGAACCAGAACCAGAACCAGAAUCACUUCAGUGAUCCGAAUGAUCCGUUUGCCAGUCUGGUUUCAGCACCUCAGCAGAACACAAUGUUGAUGAUGCAUUCAAAUAAUUCAGGCGUUCAACAAUCGUCUCCAGCCUUGCAACAGCAACAAAUGCAGCAGCAAUUUCAGCCAAUGUCUCAACCAGCAAUGACGGGAAUGAACAAUAUGGAUCCAUUUGCGACUUCAAACAGCAGCAGCAGCAACAGCAACGGCAACAACAAUAUGAAUGCAAUGACAGCAAAUGCAAAUGCAAAUGCAAAUCCAGAUCCUUUUGCUCCAUCGACAAUGAAUACAAUGAAUCAUCCUUCUUCCGCAGCAGCGUCACCCUUUGAUCCAAUGGGAGUGCCAUCCACAACGUCAUCUUCCUAUGUACCGUCAUCAUCGUCGUCGUCGUCGUCACUGCAACAGCAAAACUUUGGUCAGCCGACCGCACCAGCACCGUCAGCUGCCAUGCCUCCUCCAGCGCCUGGACAAACUACGCCAGUCAUUAAUGGCAUGUUUUUGGGCCUCGAUGCUCCCAAACCCGGUGCUGCUCAAGGUGAACAAGAAGACGAAGAAGACAAGGAAUUGAAGCAAGCGCAAGAAGCAGCCAUGUAUGCGCAAGACUUGAUCCGCAAACAACAACAAGAAAAGGAAAAGAACAAGUUUUCGUUGGGCAAUCUUGCUGGAAAGGCCCAAAACUUUUUGCAACCACAAAACAAUAAGGGACCAUCGACUCCGUCCUACAACAAAAGCAACAACAACAGCAAUAAGCAAAACUCUUCCUCGUAUUCCAACAGCAAACCUAUUGGCGGAGGCUUUCAUCACAACACUGCCGACAUUUCAGUGGACGAUGUUGACUUUACAGGUGACGACGAUGACGAUGACGAACGCCGUCCACCUUGGUUUGCUGCCAAGAAUACAAAACAACAGGAAGCAUCCAAACAACAAGCAAAGACUCCUGACAAUUCCAACAGCAAGACGGGGGCCGCAGCCUCCAUCGGAGGUGCGGCAGCACUGGGCGGUGUUGCCGGUUUGAUCGCAUUGGGUCCAGUCGUUGGAGUUGCCGCAGCCGGUGCCAUGGCGGUACAGGCGGCUCGUGGUGGAGAGGAUGGUAUUCUUAGAAGUGCAGGAAGAGCAGUGGCAACCGUGGGAGGAGCAGCAAAACGAUUCGAAGACAAGCAUGGAAUGGGAAAGAAAGCUGCUUCGGGGCUCGCCAAAGGUGUGGGAUGGGCAGUUUCAGCAGCAGCAGGUGCGAGUAAGAAAUAG
This is a messenger RNA of Cylindrotheca closterium, 1515 nucleotides long. Lineage: Eukaryota; Bacillariophyta; Bacillariophyceae; Bacillariales; Bacillariaceae. The record is from the annotation of a GenBank genome assembly.